AUGACUCGCCCUAGCAAGAUCGUGGCCUCGCCCUAUACUGCUCCCGAACACCUUUUAGACCUUUCCCUGCUAACUCCAGUUCUCCAGGACGUUGCUUGUGCACUAGGCGAUUUCGCACCCACCUCAGCCAGAUACGCCUACGAUAGCUACAUCGACAGCUUCAAUGUUGCAGCCAUAGUUUCGCAAGUCCAGAAAACCGCCCGUAUAGACGAACCCAUCUACAUAUAUGUGAUUGUUUUCCGGCUGAUUUUGAAAAAAGAAAUCGCCGCCAACCCAGAAAACACCGCUUUGCUCUACGAAGCAGACCGUUUGUCCCACGCUGAAGCAACCGCUCUGGGAGGCCUUCUCAAGUACUGGUAUGGCGUUCCUGACCCACAAACAGGGCAAAAUUUGGCCACAUGCUGGUGGCGAAGCCCCCAAGAUGCCCGUGCAGGCGGCACCGGCAAACUGCACCAAUCCAGUGUGGGCAAGGUGAAAAACUGGUACAAACUCUGGCGUGUGGAGCAGUAUGAGUUAGAAUUGGUGGAGGUUCAAGAAGACGUUGACGUGAGCCUGGCCUCGGAUUUCUCCUCGGAGCUUUUUGAUACUAACGAGUUUGGCGAGGUUUACAUUAGAAAGUCGCUACUUCUUACCAAUGCUUUGGACGAAAUAGGCUUUGGACGGUACCAGCUCGGGCUUUUCUUUGUUGCUGGGUUUGGCUGGUUUGCUGAUAACGCCUGGCCUGCUGCUACUUCAUAUAUCCUUCAACGGUUGACAGAAAAGGACCUGGUUCAGUAUCCAGAAGGAAGGGCUCCAUAUCUUACGCUAGCACAGAACUUGGGCCUUCUAGCCGGAGCGUUGUUCUGGUCGCUUUCUGCAGACAUUAUCGGUCGUCGCUGGGCUUUUAAUUGUACGUUUUUGUUUAUUGGCAUCUUCGGUAUUUGUGCUGGCGCAGCACCCAACUUUGCUGGUCUUGGUUGUUUCUGUGCUCUUUGGAGUUUUGGCGUGGGAGGCAAUUUACCCGUUGACUCGGCCAUUUUCCUCGAAGCUCUUCCGACGAACAAGAAAUGGCUUUUGACGGUUAUGUCGAUUUGGUGGGCUUUGGGACAAUUGGUCACUGCCUUCAUCUCGUGGGGCCUCAUCUCGAACUAUAGUUGCGAGGAUACGAGCGAUUGCUUAAGAGAAGACAAUAAGGGCUGGAGGUACUUCCUUUUUACCAUUGGAGGUCUUAGUUUGUUGAUGUUUCUUGCGAGAUUCCUUAUGCCAGUGUAUGAAAGCCCUGCUUUCUAUUUGGCCAGAGGUAACGACGAGAAGGCCGUCGAGACGAUUCACAAGAUCGCCCAUAUUAACAAAAAGCUGGUUAACCUCACACUCGAGGAUUUAUUAGCCAUUGAUGAUUUGGAGAUCGAUAAGGGCCAUAAGCAGAAUCGUGGUGUUAUCAGAGACAACGAACUCUUGAAAUCGAAGCUCAAGCGGUACGAUCUCUCGCACAUACGGCAAUGCUUCGGAUCCAAGCGUCUAGCAUUAUCUUCAACCCUUGUCAUUACUUCUUGGGCCCUUAUAGGACUUGCAUUCCCCUUGUACAAUGCUUUCUUACCAUCCUACUUGGAGCAGCGUGGACUGGCCAACGAAGAACUCAGCGUCACUACAACCUACAGAAACACUCUUAUUGUCGCAGCCAUGGGAUUUCCCGGAGCGAUAAUCGCUGGCAUUCUAGUUGAGCUCAGAACAGGCCGUAAGGGAGUGCUCUUUGCUUCGCUUAUUCUCACUGGAAUUAUCCUAUUUGGCUCUACUACAGCCAGAGACUCAGACGCAUACUUGGCAUGGAACUGUUUCUUCAGUUUCUUCUCCAACAUCAUGUAUGGAACACUUUAUGCCUAUACCCCCGAGAUUUUCCCAACCAAGAUUAGAGGCACUUCAGUUGGUCUAGCAGCCUCAGCUAACAGAGUUCUCGGAGUUUUCGCACCCAUUAUUGCUAUCUUUGCCGACUUAACCACCUCAGCUCCUAUUUUUGUUUCAGGAGCGUUAUUCCUAGUUUCUGCGGUUUUGGUGAUAUUCUACCCCUUUGAACCCCACGGAAAACUGAGUUUAUAA
Messenger RNA from Candidozyma haemuli, 2073 nucleotides. RefSeq lists its product as uncharacterized. Bases 1 to 2073 code for a protein of 690 amino acids. Gene Ontology annotation, cellular component: membrane. Gene Ontology annotation, biological process: transmembrane transport. The transcript has 2 exons. Lineage: Eukaryota; Fungi; Ascomycota; Pichiomycetes; Serinales; Metschnikowiaceae. Gene Ontology annotation, molecular function: transmembrane transporter activity. The record is from RefSeq and is a predicted model, not a curated record.